Molecule: messenger RNA, 2643 nt
Organism: Acinonyx jubatus (cheetah)
Lineage: Eukaryota; Metazoa; Chordata; Mammalia; Carnivora; Felidae
Gene: ACSF2
Product: acyl-CoA synthetase family member 2
Exons: 16
Coding region: 1-1848 (615 amino acids)
Biological process (GO): fatty acid metabolic process
Molecular function (GO): medium-chain fatty acid-CoA ligase activity
Source: RefSeq, a predicted model, not a curated record
AUGGCCAUCUACCCCUGGGGGCUGCGCCUCGGGAGGCUGUGCGCCGGGAGCCCGGGGGUGCCGGGGACCCGGGCCGUCCUCGCCCGGGCAUGGCAGGAAGCGAGACUGCAGGGCGCCCGCCCCCUCAGCUCUGCAGGGGCAGAUCGCACCGUCCCCCUGCCCGUCGGAGGCCUCAGCUACAUCCAGGGCCUCACAAGACAGCGUCUUAUCAACAAGACUGUGGGACAGUGCCUGGAAGCCAUAGCACAGAGGGUCCCCGACCGGGAGGCCUUGGUCGUCCCGCAGGAGAACAUCAGGCUGACCUUUGCCCAGCUCAAGGAGGAGGUGGACAAAGCUGCUUCUGGGCUCCUGAGUAUCGGCCUCCGCAAGGGCGACCGGCUGGGCAUGUGGGGACCCAACUCCUAUGCGUGGGUGCUCAUGCAGCUGGCCACCGCUCAGGCAGGCAUCAUUCUGGUGUCUGUGAACCCAGCCUACCAGGCUAUGGAGUUGGAGUAUGCCCUCAAGAAGGUAGGCUGCAAAGCCGUCACAUUCCCUAAGCAGUUCAAGACCCAGCAAUACUACAACAUCCUGAAGCAGAUCUGCCCAGAGUUGGAGAAGGCCCAGCCGGGGGCCUUGAAGAGUCAGAGGCUCCCGGACCUGACCACAGUCAUCUCGGUGGACGACCCUCUGCCGGGGACCCUGCUCCUUGAUGAGGUGGUGGCAGCUGGAAGCACAGAGCAGCAUCUGGCCCGGCUGCGGUACAGCCAGAAGUUCCUGUCCUGCCAUGACCCCAUCAACAUCCAGUUCACCUCGGGGACGACAGGCAGCCCCAAGGGGGCCACACUCUCCCACUACAACAUUGUCAACAACUCCAACAUGAUAGGGGAUCGGCUGAGGCUGCACCUAAAGACGUCAGAGGACUUACGGAUCAUCCUGCCCAGCCCCCUGUACCACUGCCUGGGUUCUGUGGGGGGCACGAUGGUGAGCCUAAUGUAUGGUGCUACCCUCAUCCUACCCUGUCCGACCUUUGAUGGCAAGAAGGCGCUGGAGGCCAUCAGCAAAGAGAGAGGCACCAUCCUGUACGGCACCCCCACAAUGUUCGUGGACAUUCUGAACCAGCCAGACUUCUCCAGUUACGACAUCUCGUCCAUGUGUGGAGGUGUGAUUGCUGGGUCCCCCGCACCCCCAGAGCUGAUCCGAGCCAUCAUCGACAAGCUAAACAUGAAGGAGCUGGUGGUGGCUUACGGAACAACAGAGAACAGCCCCGUGACCUUCAUGAACUUCGCUGAGGACACUGUGGAACAGAAGGCAGAAAGUGUGGGCAGAAUUAUGCCUCACACAGAGGCCCAGAUUGUGGACAUGAAGACGGGGACGCUGGCCGAGCUGAACACGUCCGGGGAGCUGUGCAUCCGAGGGUACUGCGUCAUGCUGGGCUACUGGGGUGAGCCCCAGAAGACCGAGGAAGCGAUUGGACAGGACAAGUGGUAUCACACAGGAGACAUCGCCGUGAUGGACAAUCAGGGCUUCUGCAAGAUCGUGGGCCGCUCCAAGGAUAUGAUCAUCCGGGGCGGUGAGAACAUCUACCCCGCCGAGCUUGAAGACUUCUUUCACACACACCCGCAGGUGCAGGAAGUGCAGGUGGUGGGGGUGAAGGACGACCGGAUGGGGGAGGAAAUCUGUGCCUGCAUUCGCCUGAAAAAGGGGGAGAAGACUACAGCAGAGGAGAUCAAGGCUUUCUGCAAAGGGAAGAUCUCCCACUUCAAGAUUCCCCGAUACGUCGUGUUUGUCACAAACUACCCCCUCACUGUCUCAGGAAAAAUCCAGAAAUUCAAACUUCGACAGCAGAUGGAACAACAUCUAAACCUGUGAAUAAGAGCCGGGGCGGGGGGGGGGGGGGGGAUCCUCCCAGGCCCUUGCUGCCCUCCUCCCACAUUCCCCUGUCUGUCUUUGUGAUUUGGCAUAAAGAGCUUCUGUUUUCUUUGGUUGGUCUCUUGCUGGUGUGCUCUCUUGACAGCUGCUAUGGGAUGGAGAAGGGAGGGACACUUUCAGACCCUCCGGUUCCUUGUCACGAAGGUGCCGACUUUGGUGUGCAUUAUCUAUUUCAUUUAAUCCUCACUUGAUCCCUCUGAGACAUGAACCCAGAUCAUUGCUUUUUCACUUUGUUGUCAGAUUAGUCCAGCAAGAAGUAUCCUUUUUAAAACAAUAACAGCUUGGGGCGCCUGGGUGGCUCAGUCGGUUAAGCAUCGGCUUUGGCUCAGGUCACGAACUCGAGGUUCGUGAGUUCAAGCCCUACGUCGGGUUCUGUGCCGACACCGUGGAGCCAGGAGCCUGCUUCAGAAUCUGUGACUGCCUCUCUCUCUCUCUGCCCCUCUCCCACUCAUGCUCUGUCUCUGUCCCUCAAAAAAUAAAUGUUAAUUUUUUUUUUUUUUUAAACAGUAACAGCUUGGGGCGCCUGGGUGGCUUAGUCAGUUACACAUCCGACUUCCGCUCAGGUCAUGAUCUUGCGGUUUGUGAGUUUGAGCCCCAUAUCAGGCUUUGCACUGGUGGUACAGAGCCUGCUUGGGAUUCUCUCUCUCUCCCUCUCUCUGCCCCUUCACCACUUGCAUGCACGCGCUUUCUCUCCCUUGAAAUAAAUAAAAAUACUUAAAAAAAUUAAAAUGAUAA